AUGGAGAAUGAGGACUGGAUUAUAUGUGAGAGUCUCCAUACGGUCGGUGAUCUGAAUGACUUCAUUGAGCCUUAUGAUGUGGAACAAGAACAGAUUCAGAAGAAGGUCUUCACCAACUGGGUCAACGCGCAGUUGGCAAAGAGGAGGCCGCCAUGUAUGAUCGUGGAUCUGUUCCAGGAUUUCCGUGACGGCUCCAAACUGCUGGAUCUGCUGGAGGUGAUGAGCAGCCAGCGUAUUAGUCGGGAUAGAGGAAGGGGAAUGUUUCAGCACAGGAGCAACAUCGAAAAAGCUCUGGCCUUUUUAAAGUCAAAAUCGAUCAAACUAGUCAACAUAAACAUUCCUGACAUCAUCGAUGGUAAACCGUCCAUCAUCCUGGGCCUCAUAUGGACCAUCAUCCUCCAGUAUCAUAUCGAGGAGUUGGCCAGCAGCCUGUCUUUCAACUCCCGUCAGUCGUCCAUGGAGUCGUUGGCCAGUCUGGACUCCCGCUCCACCUUAUCCAACCGCUCGGCCACAAGCAGCCCCGUCCCCCCCAGAGGGUCCCCGCUACACCAGAGGUUCAGGGUGUCCGCCAAGAAGGCCCUGCUGCUCUGGGUUCGAGAACAGUGUCACAAAUCCGGCUGCACCAUUAACGUUAAAGACUUCAAAGCCAGCUGGAGGAGCGGCGUGGUUUUCCUAGCCAUCAUGUACGCUCUCAGACCGGACCUGGUGGAUCUGUCCAAAGCCAGAACCAGAAGCAACAAACAGAACCUGGAGGAGGCUUUUCGCAUCGCCGAGAGAGAACUGAGGAUCCCCCGACUGCUGGACCCCGACGUAGCCGAGCCCUUUGAGCCUCGGGGCGAGUACGAUGACGAUCUGACAGUCUGCUGA
Sphaeramia orbicularis (orbiculate cardinalfish) is the source of this 867-nucleotide messenger RNA. Its product is annotated as nesprin-2-like. The coding region runs from base 1 to 867 and encodes 288 amino acids. Gene Ontology annotation, cellular component: meiotic nuclear membrane microtubule tethering complex; cytoplasm; nuclear outer membrane. The record is from RefSeq and is a predicted model, not a curated record. Gene Ontology annotation, molecular function: actin filament binding. Lineage: Eukaryota; Metazoa; Chordata; Actinopteri; Kurtiformes; Apogonidae. Gene Ontology annotation, biological process: nuclear migration. The transcript is spliced from 8 exons.